AUGGCUGUAUAUUCGACGGCAGUUUUCUUGUCUACUACUGUGUACUUCGGUCUUAUUUGCAGAAUGAUAUCCGAUCGAUUUAACAAACUAACAGAAUUAAUUUUGAAAAUGGCAGAUGGAACAGUAACAAUGGAACAUCUUUAUUAUAUUCACAAUCUUCAUCAGAAAUUGUGCGAUGUAGUGCUGGAGGCUGAUGACCUUUUCAGAGGAUUUUUGUUUAUAAAUUUCAUUACGUUAUUGCCGGAAAUGUGUGGUAGUCUUUAUAUAUACAUGUUUCACAGUCAAGAACUUGAAGAAGAAGCCAGAAAAGCUCUGCUGACAUUUGCUAUUGAUGAUUUUAUUCAUUAUCUGAUUUUAUGUGUGGAUGCAUCAAGAAUACCAACUUCCGCUCACGGAUGUUAUGAUUUCUUGUCUCACUUAUCCAGUAAACUUGAAAAUGACGAACAGCAAGCAAAGAUUGCAUUAAUGCUAGAAAGAUUAAGUGGUCCCACUAUUGGAAUUACUUGCCUCGAUUUAUUCGUCAUUACCAAAGGGACAAUUGUAAAUGAAGGCCAGGAACUAAGAUUGGGUACACGACAACUGGGCGACGGCCAAGUGGACGAUUCACAAUGGGCGAUAGUCAUCUGGGCGAUGGAAACUUAA
Molecule: messenger RNA, 642 nt
Organism: Centruroides sculpturatus (bark scorpion)
Lineage: Eukaryota; Metazoa; Arthropoda; Arachnida; Scorpiones; Buthidae
Exons: 4
Coding region: 1-642 (213 amino acids)
Biological process (GO): sensory perception of chemical stimulus
Source: RefSeq, a predicted model, not a curated record